Messenger RNA from Vespula pensylvanica (western yellowjacket), 4258 nucleotides. It is a transcript of the gene GLS, whose product is annotated as glutaminase kidney isoform, mitochondrial. Gene Ontology annotation, molecular function: glutaminase activity; protein binding. The transcript is spliced from 12 exons. The record is from RefSeq and is a predicted model, not a curated record. Lineage: Eukaryota; Metazoa; Arthropoda; Insecta; Hymenoptera; Vespidae. The coding region runs from base 250 to 2139 and encodes 629 amino acids. Gene Ontology annotation, biological process: L-glutamine catabolic process.
GACAGUUUCAUUCGACCGAACGAACGUUAAGGGACGUCGUUCGUCUCUUUGUGCGGCGCCUUUAAGGCCGUGCAUCCAUUAAAUUGAAUCAAAAAAAAAAAGAAAAGAAAAAGUAAGAAGAGAGAAACGAGAGAUAAUAUAAAAGAAGAUUAUUUAACGCGACAGUGUUUUACGUUAAAAGAGUAUAACGAGGUUAGGAUAUCUAGAUUAGAAUUCAGUGGAUCGUUAAGUCAUCUAAUCACUAAUAGGAUGCUCAAAAUCCUGAAAGCCGGCUGUACCGGCUUUAAGAGACUUCAUACAAGCAGCCAGAAACAGCUGCAACCUGUACCUACAUCGAAGAAGUUGAGAUCGUUGAAAUACAUGGAUGUUACUUUUGGAAGUGCCUUAGAAUUAGAACGAGCUCAGACACGUGAAUACAGCUUUAUUCAUGACAGUCAUUACAUGUACACGAAAGAUCAGGAUCAUGCAUCGAAUGCUGAAGAUGUUCUCUUUGAUAUGUUCAAAAAUGAAGAAACUGGUCUUCUCUCGGUUGGCAAGUUUCUCGCUGCUUUGAGGACAACCGGUUUAAGAAAAAAUGAUCCCCGACUUCAAGAAUUUUCGGACAAUUUGAAGAAAGAACAUUCGAAAUGUGGAGGACACGAAGGCGUGUCAUACGAGACGCAGAGAUUAGACAGGGAACAAUUUAGAAGAAUCGUAAAUCCGAACAUAGUGUUAAUAUCACGAGCGUUCAGGCAUCAGUUCAUUAUUCCAGAUUGGCAAGGUUUCACAAAACACAUAGAAGACUUUUAUUGGAAAUGUAAAUCGAAUACAGAGGGCAAGGUUGCUUCAUACAUUCCACAGUUAGCAAGAAUGAGUCCGGAUUAUUGGGGAGUCUCAGUUUGUACGAUAGAUGGUCAAAGAUUCAGUAUUGGGGAUACGUCAAUUCCAUUCACGUUACAAAGUUGCAGUAAACCAUUGACAUACGCGAUAGCUUUGGAUAGGCUAGGACAAGAAGUUGUUCAUCAGUAUGUGGGCCAAGAACCAUCGGGAAGGAAUUUCAACGAGCUCGUUUUGGAUUACAAUAAAAAACCACAUAAUCCGAUGAUCAAUGCCGGCGCCAUAUUGGUUUGUUCGCUCUUGAAGGCUCUCAUAAAACCCGAAAUGACAUUGGCUGAGAAGUUCGAUUUUACUAUGAAUUAUUUCAAGAGAUUGGCAGGAGAUGAAAAUUUUGGUUUCAACAAUGCAGUUUUCUUGUCGGAACGUGAAGCCGCUGAUAGAAAUUAUGCUCUUGGCUUUUACAUGAGAGAAAAUAAGUGUUAUCCAGAUAAAACGAAUCUCCGUGAAAUCAUGGACUUUUACUUUCAAUGCUGUUCAAUGGAAGCAAAUUGCGAAACUAUGGCGGUAAUGGCGGCGACAUUGGCGAAUGGUGGUAUAUGUCCUAUUACCGAAGAGAAGGUCCUUAAACCAGAUAGCGUUCGAGAUGUACUUAGUCUGAUGCAUAGUUGUGGAAUGUAUGAUUACAGUGGUCAAUUUGCAUUCAAGGUUGGAAUACCAGCAAAAUCUGGAGUAUCAGGAAGUCUUCUUGUAGUUAUACCAAAUGUGAUGGGUAUCUGUACGUGGUCGCCACCUUUAGAUCUUCUUGGCAAUUCUUGCCGAGGCGUACAAUUUUGCGAAGAACUCGUAACCGAGUUUAAUUUCCAUAGCUACUAUGAUCAUAGGUACGAUAAUCUGAAGCACGCGACCAACAAGAAAGAUCCAAGAAGACACAAGUACGAAACGAAGGGCCUAUCCAUAGUCAAUCUUCUCUUCAGUGCUGCCAGUGGCGAUGUUCCUGCAAUGAGAAGGCAUCGGUUGAGUGGUAUGGACAUGACAUUGUCCGACUAUGACGGAAGGACAGCUUUGCAUUUGGCUGCUAGCGAAGGUCAUUUGGAUUGCGUUGAAUUCCUGAUCGAACAAUGUAGCGUACCUCACGAUCCUAAAGAUAGAUGGGGCAAACGACCAAUAGACGAAGCGAAAAAUUUCGGUCACGCGCAGGUUGUAGAGUAUUUAAACAAUUAUGCUGUUGCGCACAAAACCGAACGCGAAUAUGAGGAAAAUAAAGAGAACGAGGUGAAUGAAGAAAAAUCUUCUGAAAAGGUCGGCCAAUCGCCAUUACCAUAAAAAGGAUCUCAUUAAUUAAAAAAUUCAAGGAUACCGAGGUCAUAAAAAUCAAACGAGUCAGAAUAAACGAGAAAUGUUAAUUACAUAUCGAUAGUAAUCACAACUAACGUUGAUGAUCUUUGUUCGUAUCUCACAAUUCUAAAAUAUUUUUAUUUGCAUAAAUUAUUAUUUCAAGCGAUAUAUCAAUUAAUUAUUUUUAAAGAGUAAUGGACAUACUCGAUGCAAUAUCAUCGAUUAGUUCAUUGUUCCGUUCUGGAUGACAAUUAAUCAAUUAUUUUUAUUUAUUGAUUUUCUUUCGAAUUAAUUAUUAUAAAAGCCAAAGAAAAAAAAACGCCUAAGGAUAGGCAAUAUACUAUACUUUGUCGAUAAUAUUAUUGCUUUCGAAUUAGGAAUUCAAUUCUUUUUUUCAUGUUCAAGAUGAUGAAUAAAAAAGUAAUACAAUAUAUGUAUAUGGAUAUAAAUAUGUAAUAGAGAAGCUUAUUCUGUCGAUAAAUACAAUAAUUCAAAAUGUAGAGGAUAUAUUACCAUGUUAUCUACAUUAUCGACCUAGUAUGAAGAAUUGCCUAUUUCCAGGCAUAAUUCAAAUAGAUUAAUGAAUCUAUAAGUCAAUAUUAGUAUUUAUUUUUUUUUUCCAAGUUUUUAUUCAAUUUAAUCGAAUUCUAAAGACUUGACUACUUUCAAAUUAUUCAAUUUAAAUCUGUGAUUAGAAUUUGAUAGAAAUUUAUAAGUUUUUUUUCCAAUUAAGCAGUACUUUCUCGUCUACCUCUAUUAUCGUUAUUUCUAUAAUGAUACGAAUCUGCUUUAUUUUAUUAUUAAAUCAAUUUCUAUGAAUUUCUUUGAUUUAUUAUUAUUUGUACUGUCAGUAUUUGUUUAUUUUCUCUUUUUGUUUUUUAAUUUAUUCGUUAUUUUAUAAAUUUGAUUGCUCGGAAGCGACCUUUUCUACGCUUCUAUAAAUUAAUUAAGAUGUAAGAGAUCGAAGAAGAGAGAUAGGACAGGUGUGAUGUCAAUUUUUUCGUGAUUGCACGAAUACAUCUAGUACAGAGUAGAUUUAUUAUUAUUAUUAUUAUUAAUAUUAUUAUAGUUAUGCUAAAUAUGUAUAAAUAUUUGAAAUAUCUCUCUCUCUCAUUCUAACUGCGAAUAUUACGUUUCAUCGGAUUGUAUAUGUGUAUAAACAAAUAGAUAUUUUGUUGAAGGACAACAAAAAUGACAAUAAUUGUAAUAUUUGUAAGCAGGUACUUACAUGAAUUAUACGAGCAUACGAUCGAAAGUUUUUUGAUGAUCUACAUUUCUGAUGUUAGAUAUUUUACGUGCUGGAAAUUAGUGUUUUUGAGAUAAUAUUAAAAAUGAUCCUUAUCGUAGUUAUCGCAGCUUCGACUCUUCAUAUAUCCUUUUUUCGUGUUCUUAUUGAUAUUUUUAAGAUAAAUAUUAUUUGUAUAUUGAUAUUUACAUAAUUAUACGUGUCUAUCGAUUCAUUCACCGUUAGAUUUAAUAAUAUUUAAUAGUGACAUGACGAUUAGAGAAUACUUCUUUGUUUUUUUUUUAUAAAGCAAUCGAAAAUAAUAAUUUAAUAAAAUAUACAAAUUAUUUAUAAAUACAAUUGAAAUAUCUUUGGUAAUAAAUAUUACAAAAGAAGAAAGAAAAAGAUUACUUUAUUUGAUUAAGAAAAAGAAAAAGCGGAAAAGAAUUAUUAUUCUUUGAUCUAACGGUAUCAUAAUUUCUUAGGAUACAGUCGUUUAUGUAAUAUGAAAUAUUUUCAUACUUUGUGAUGAUAUAUAUAUAUAUAUAUGUAUGUAUGUAUGUAUGUAUGUAUAUUAUAUGGACAUUAAUUUCAGUAUUAGCAAACUCGAAGUUAAGUUCUCUUCUGAUAUUUUAAUACUCAAUAUCUUGCUUUAUAAAUGCAACUUUCUUUAUAAUUUUAGUGAUUUCAAAGAAUCGAUCAUUCCGCUGCUAUAUUAUGCUUCUUAGAGAAGUUUCAUUGUAUUGAUGCAAACAAAAAAAAAACAAAAAAGAAAAAAAGGGAUGAUUGAUACGAUCGAUCCUAUUUUCGAUCAUUAUUCGAUCAUAGAUCUACCCAUGUAUUUGCCGAGUUUACGAAAUAAAUAUUAUCUAUGAGAUCUUA